AUGGCAGGCGUAAAACAUAGCCUCAACAUUACCGAACCAUCGGAUGCCUCGACCGUAAUGCCUAUGACAUCUGAAAGCCCUUUCCUGUCCUUGUUUGAAGGCUUUCGUGGUGAGUUAGAUGAGCAUCAUGAUCGUAGAGAGCGGGUCGUCAAGGCGUCGCGCGAUAUUACCGCCUUGAGCAAGAAGAUUGUCACUACUCUUGCUGCUCCCAUUGCUCUAUCGAUAGAAAAGGCUAUCACGCCUCAUCGCGACCAAAUCAGCGCCCUCUUCACCGCCGUCGCGCCCGACUUGACAGGUCCUAACGCUUGGCGCUACCAUCACCAAAUCACCGGCGGAAUCCAAGAAUAUAUUGAGGCCACCGCUUUCUACCACUAUCUGUCCACUCAGACCCUCCUCUCCUUUUCCUCUGCCCAGGAUCUCAUCCCAGCCGGCGUGCUGUUGACGGAAGAUGACUACCUCCUUGGCUUGUUUGACAUGGUAGGUGAAAUCAUGCGUUUCGCAAUUACGACUAUGGCGACGAGUGGGGCUUUGCCAGCCGGAGAAGGAGUUGGGAGGGAUGUGGUGGGGGACUUGAGGGGUUUGAGGGCGGCAUUCGAAACUUUUGUUUUGGAUCCGAAGAGUGGGAAAGGCAAGAUGGACGUUAUGCGGACAUGUGUGCAGAAAGUUGAGCAGGCGAUGUAUGGCAUGAUUAUUCGGGGAAGGGAGAGGCCUAAGGGAUGGGUGCCAGAGCUGGAAGGAGAAGGGGGAGGAAAGAAAUCGAGAGCUACUAGGAAGAUGAAGGAUGUUAUGUGUAAGAUGAGACGAUGA
Molecule: messenger RNA, 807 nt
Organism: Bacidia gigantensis
Lineage: Eukaryota; Fungi; Ascomycota; Lecanoromycetes; Lecanorales; Ramalinaceae
Exons: 2
Coding region: 1-807 (268 amino acids)
Cellular component (GO): nucleus; cytoplasm
Molecular function (GO): RNA endonuclease activity; sequence-specific DNA binding; RNA binding
Source: RefSeq, a predicted model, not a curated record